AUGUCUCUGGAGAUCACCUUCCUGGGCACGGGCGCAGCUUUCCCGUCGCCGUCCCGCGGAGCCUCGGCGCUGGCGCUGCGCAGGGAGGGCCAGUGCUGGCUCUUCGACUGCGGCGAGGGCACGCAGACACAGCUCAUGAGGAGCCACCUCCGGGCAGCCAGAAUUACCAAGAUUUUCAUCACUCAUCUUCACGGCGACCACAUUUUUGGACUGCCUGGGCUGCUGUGCACGCUGAGCCUGCAGAGCAAUGAUGCCAGCAAAGCCCCCGUUGAUAUUUAUGGGCCCCUGGGGCUGCGGAGCUUCCUCUGGAGGAGCCUGGAGCUGUCCCACUCCCAGCUCCUCUUCCCCAUCACCGUCCACGAGCUGGUCCCCACGCGGGACCAGUGCCCCCCUGAGGAAUUCAAGGACUUUUCCAGCCUGGACAGAGGUGAGGAGCUUUCCCAGGGGCCCCCGGGGAGAGUCCUGCACCUGGACGCCGGAGAAGAUUCCUACCUGCUGGUGGAGGACGAGCAGCUGGUGGUGAGAGCGUUCCGCCUCUUCCACCGCGUGCCCUCCUUCGGCUUCGUGCUGCAAGAGAAGCCCCGGCCCGGGAAGCUCAACGUGCAGAAACUCAAAGACCUUGGAGUGCAGCCGGGUCCCUCCUACGGGAAGCUGAAGAGCGGCGCCUCCAUCGUCCUGGAAAACGGAGCCACGCUUUUUCCCGGGGAUGUGCUGGACGCUCCCAUUCCCGGCAGGAAGAUCUGCGUGCUGGGCGACUGCUCGGGGCCGCUGGGGGAGGCGGCGGAGCGGCUGUGCCGGGACGCGGACGUGCUGGUGCACGAAGCCACGCUGGCCGACGGGCAGCGCGACAAGGCGCGACAGCGCGGGCACAGCACGCCCGCCACGGCCGCCGAGCUGGCCAAGAGGUGCCGCGCCGCGAGGCUGGUGCUGACCCACUUCAGCCAGCGGUACCGGCCCGCCGGGCAGCCCGGCCACGGCGACACCGCCGUCACCGAGCUCCGGAGGCAGGCGGAGGCCGUGAUGGGUGGGCGGGAGGUGACGCUGGCCGAGGACUUCAUGACCAUAGAGAUCCCAGUGAAAAAGUGAAAAUUGAAGAGUUCAUGACCACAGAGAUCCCAGUGAAAAAUGAAAAAUGAGGAGUUUGUGACCACAGAGAUCCCAGUGAAAAAGUGAAAAAUGAGGAGUUAAUGACCACAGAGAUCCCAAAGAAAAAGUGAAAAUUGAGGAAUUCGUGACCACAGAGAUCCUGAUAAGUGAAAACUGAGGAAUUCAUGGCCACAGAAACCCCAGUGAACAAGGGAAAACGCUGGUGCUGGCAAGCUGAGCUUUUCGGGUGUCCUGCCCAUUAAAAACCUGAGAGUGACAUCUCUGCCAGAGCCGUACACAGCAUUUUGUGGCCUG
Molecule: messenger RNA, 1401 nt
Organism: Sturnus vulgaris (Common starling)
Lineage: Eukaryota; Metazoa; Chordata; Aves; Passeriformes; Sturnidae
Source: RefSeq, a predicted model, not a curated record